Chinchilla lanigera (long-tailed chinchilla) is the source of this 999-nucleotide messenger RNA. RefSeq names its product mas-related G-protein coupled receptor member X1-like. Gene Ontology annotation, cellular component: membrane. The coding region runs from base 1 to 999 and encodes 332 amino acids. Lineage: Eukaryota; Metazoa; Chordata; Mammalia; Rodentia; Chinchillidae. The record is from RefSeq and is a predicted model, not a curated record. Gene Ontology annotation, molecular function: G protein-coupled receptor activity. Gene Ontology annotation, biological process: G protein-coupled receptor signaling pathway. The transcript has a single exon.
AUGCAGCAGGUUUUCAACAUUAUUUGUGUUCCCAGGAACACCAGUGGAGAACUUCUGAGCAUGAAUCAAAGCAUCCUGCCCAAUGGUACAGAAUUAACAAGAAUGGAUGAAUUUUCAUCUGUCUACAUAGUGUUCAAGAUCCAACAAUUGCUGACAGUCAUCUUUGCCCUGAUAGGGCUGCCUGGAAAUGCGGCUGUGAUCUGGCUCCUGGGAAUUCAAAGGCACAAGAAGCCCAUCUCAGUCUAUAUCCUCCACCUGGCCACAUCGGACUUCCUUUUCCUCUGUUGCCUCCUUACAUUCUACCUGUGGAAACUUAUUGACAGGUUUCGCUUCAACUACUACAUCUACAUAUACGCUGUGGGGAUGAUUUUCUACGUGACCAGCCUGCUCAUGCUCAGUGCCAUCAGCACUGAACGCUGCCUGGCAGUUCUGUUCCCCAUCUGGUAUCACUGCCACCGGCCAAGACAUAUGUCAGCUGUCUUGUGUUCCCUGUUCUGGGCUCUAUCCCUACUGCUUACUAUCCUGCUACACAUCGGAAAUGUUAAACUGUAUAUGGGAAUGCAUUUAUUCAUCACUUCAUUGGUAGUCAUUUUAUCUGUGCUGCUCUGUGGGUCCAACCUGGUCUUGCUGGUGAGGAUGCUCUGUGGCUCCACAAGGUUGCCACUGACCAGGCUGUAUGUGACCAUUGGACUCACAGUGCUGGUCUUCCUCCUCUGUAGCCUGCCUCUAUAUAUCAUGUCACUCUGGGGUAACAUGAUUUUUUAUACAAUGGAUGAUUUUAAUUAUAUGGUACUUUGGGGGAUGGCUUAUUUGCUGUCUAGUGUCAACAGCAGUGCCAACCCCAUUAUUUACUUCUUUGUUGGUUCUUUUAGACAGAAACAGCAUCAAGGACACCAGUGCUGGUCCCUGAAGGCUGUUCUUCAGAAGGCCUUGGAGGAUGAAGGUGAAGGGGAGAAAAGUAGAGAAAGGCUUCCUCAAGAAAGUGUGGAGAUGUCAUAA